GCUGCCUGGCCCUCCAAAGACCAAGAGGAGCAGUUUAGCAGCCGUACACUGGCCCAGGGAGACAGGGACAUGAGGGCUCAACGAGCAGCGCGGUUCCAGACACACCUGAACGAGAGAGCCCCUGUCUCGAUGGUCAGCUUCAACGACGCAGAGGGUGGAAAUCUCGACGGCGGACCCAUCAUCGGCGAGCUGACGGAGAUGUGCUCUCGUGAUGAAGCCCGGGAGAGAGAGAUGACUCGGCAGCUCGAUAAGUUCGAGUGGAAGAAGGGCACCGACCCGAAGAAUGCCGAA
This is a messenger RNA of Symbiodinium pilosum, 291 nucleotides long. The record is from the annotation of a GenBank genome assembly. NCBI's taxonomy places the organism in Eukaryota, Dinophyceae, Suessiales, Symbiodiniaceae.